Molecule: messenger RNA, 1302 nt
Organism: Malassezia globosa CBS 7966
Lineage: Eukaryota; Fungi; Basidiomycota; Malasseziomycetes; Malasseziales; Malasseziaceae
Exons: 1
Coding region: 1-1302 (433 amino acids)
Cellular component (GO): intracellular anatomical structure
Molecular function (GO): NADP binding; NADPH dehydrogenase activity; FMN binding
Source: RefSeq, a predicted model, not a curated record
AUGUCCGACCAACAACUGUUGCAAAUUUCGCCAUCCUACUACGCUGUGCCUCCAGAGCAGCGACCCUCGACUGGCACAGUACCGAAAGACGUCCAAGAGAGCCAUGAAAAGAUCCCUUUGCUUUUCCAGCCGACAGAGAUCACUUGCGGGAACAAGAAGAUGGUACUAAAGAAUCGCGUUAUUGUUUCACCAAUGUGCAUGUAUUCAUCGGUUGAUGGCUUCCCAACUCCAUUCCAUCUCGUGCACCAUGGCCAGUUCGCACUUCGUGGUGCUGGCGCUAUCGUCGUUGAGGCAUCCGGUGUCUCACCCGAAGGGCGCAUUUCACCACGAGACCUUGGCAUUUACAAGGAGGAGCAUGUUGCUGCGCAUGCAUCGCUUGUAUCCUCGGUCAAGAGUUUGGUGUCGGGUGUGCAUAUCGGUAUUCAAAUUGUACAUGCGGGUCGUAAGGCAUCAACAUGGCCGCCAUAUCAGCCACAACCAUCGGCAGAGCACGCGAAUGUGCCGACCAGUGAAGGUGGCUGGGAGGACAAUGUUGUUAGUGCAUCGGCGCUUCCUUUUGAUCACACACAUGUGACUCCCAAAGAAUUGUCGCUGCAACAAAUCCAUGAAGUAGAAGAUGAUUUUGUCCGUGCGGCUGAACGUGCAUUCCGCGCGGGUUAUGACUUUGUGCAGAUCCACUCUGCUCAUGGCUACCUUGUUAGCUCAUUCAAUUCGCCUUUGACCAACAAGCGCACGGACGAGUACGGUGGCUCAUUUGAGAACCGAACGCGUCUACUUCUUAACAUUGUCCGCCGUAUUCGCCAGCAAUUCCCUGACCGUGGUGUGUGGGUCCGCAUCAAUGGUACAGAUGGUCUACCCGAGGACUCCAAGGAUGAGAGCUGGACCUCCGAAUCGACCAAAGCUGUCGCGCCGCUUCUUGAACAGGCUGGAGUUGACAUGCUCGAUGUGAGCAGCGGUGGCACUAUUGGUUCUAUCCAAUUGAGGGCCUCUCCAGGUUAUCAAGUCCCAGGUGCUAUAGCUGCCAAAGCUGGUGGUCUUCAGCGUAUGCGCGUUAGCUCUGUGGGUGCGCUGAAUGGAGGAACCCCAGAAGAUCCUUCGCGUGAAGGCCUAUUCGCUGAGAAGGUUCUACAGAGCGGCGAUGCUGACUUUAUUACGCUAGGUCGAGCCUUUCUCCGAAACCCAUGUUGGGUAGAGGAUGCGGCUCGCAACCUUAUGGGAGUGGAUCCAGUGUGUGUUCUGCAAUAUGGCUACGCAUACCCGAGAUUGUCUCCACGCUCUAACACUGACGACAAGGGCCUGUAG